Molecule: messenger RNA, 1811 nt
Organism: Monodelphis domestica (gray short-tailed opossum)
Lineage: Eukaryota; Metazoa; Chordata; Mammalia; Didelphimorphia; Didelphidae
Gene: PPP1R36
Product: protein phosphatase 1 regulatory subunit 36
Biological process (GO): negative regulation of phosphatase activity
Molecular function (GO): phosphatase binding
Source: RefSeq, a predicted model, not a curated record
CCCUCAGUUGCGAGGUAAAAAGUGUCAGCCUCGCCGCUGGGACUGCUGUGCGCCUCCACAGACGAAGCACCCGAUUGGACGAGGGAGCCGCAAGGAGAUCCGAGAGCGGAUUGGCUACAGUAGGUGGAAGAGACUUUGCAUUCGUCUGCUGCCCACAAGGGCGGGAGUUAGGGGCAUGGGAGUUGGGCGGUGCCUUUACCUAAAAAAUAGGGGUGGGGGCAUUAUGUCCCUUACGCAUCUGAUCCAGCGUCUGUUUCGUCAUCUCGAGUUUGUGUGCUCAAAAGUUUUCUGUCUGGGAAACUCUUAAACCUUUGGAGGGCGACACCUCUGAUUCAGUGCUGAGCCCUCAAGCAAAAACAAGAUAACAUUCGAAGGGAUCAAAUGUCUGUAAAAUUGCAUGGACUCUCUGGGAGCGAGCUUGAGUAGUACCCGCGACAGUGGGGUUUAGGAUGGUUUCAGUUGCCUUAAUCUUUUCAUUCGGAGAUAUUCCAGGGUAAUGACCUCGAUCUACAGUGACGUCAGGCCUUCAUCCCCACCCCUAGGGAGAUGGUACUGGGAUCAUGAAACCAAUACUCUUAAAUUAAAAAGACUAUCUCAGAUUUCCCUGUGUGAGAAUAAAAUUGGACCACAUCUUUCCUUUCACUUAAAAAAGCUUCACCCUAUGCCUCUAGCAGAAAUCAAAGAGAAGCCCAAGAGGGGCAAAAUAAUUCACUUCGCUGAAAAUGAUGGCACAACCUCAGAAAGGCUGUCUGAGAAAAGAUUUGCUAAAAGAGAUGUGAAAUCAACCAGAGGAACUGAUAAAAGAAGAAAGAAUGACAAAGUUACCCUGGAUGAUGUUAAAUAUGUUGCCUUGUUUUUAUUACAAGACACUGAAAUGCAGCGGAUCUAUUCCUUUACAACAUUUAUGAAGAAUAAGAGUCUUGAUGAUUUCCUCAUGGCCUUGUUAUACUACUUAUCUCAUUAUCUGGAAAAACUUUCAUUGGAAAAGAAACCCAAAACCUACAUGGCGAGUCAUUUAGAGAAAAAAGAGAUGGAAUUAGUUAUUGAAAGGUUAGAAGAAUCCCAGAAAUACCUUGCCCAGAAGUAUUGUCUCCUUGUUUUAGGUUUGGGAAUGCCUGAUAAGCAUCACAUGGCCUGUGGAAAGGAAAAAGUUUCAGAUACACAAAAAGACUGGAAGUUCUUUGAGGCUUUCUUCACCUUCUGUACAUAUGUAGCUUGGGUAGUAUUCCGACGACAGUACCUAUUAGAGAUUGAUGAAGAAAUAGGUAGGCUUUUCCGUACUAAUAUGUUCAAUAGUGCAAGGAGGAGGCGGGAGGAAGAAGAAUCUGGUCAGGAAAAGAGAAGAAUGAAUUUUGUGCAAUUUAGGAGGAUGAUGGCCAAGCGUCCAGCAAUAAAAACAACUGUUCAUAUGCGCUCUCCGGCCUUAUCUACUCUUCUGCCCUCCCCUAAAGAACAUGCUCAGAAUCUCUUUGAGAAGAGCAGGGGCCAAAUGGGGGUCCCCAUCCAGACAUCCAACCAAAAAGAAUUGGUCACCUAUGAGUCAGUUGCCAUGCCAAUAGUUGGCAUCUUGGGAGAGCCUCGGAGCAUGUUCGACACCUCCACUCUUCUUCCUAAUGAACAAGAGCAGGCCUCAGAGCCUUCAAAGAGAAAUGCUUCCUUGAUAAGUGAAAAUAAUGCUAGGGUCCAAGAGACCCUGGAGUUGGCGAUGAAGAUGCUAGCCCCUGUGGGAGUAUUGAUUAAGUAACGUCUUCUGUUCCUUUCUAUAAUUCAGUUCCAGUAGAAGUAAACUAUUUUAAUUUGCUACCUUUAAA